Aethina tumida (small hive beetle) is the source of this 641-nucleotide messenger RNA. RefSeq names its product phospholipid hydroperoxide glutathione peroxidase. The record is from RefSeq and is a predicted model, not a curated record. The transcript is spliced from 2 exons. NCBI's taxonomy places the organism in Eukaryota, Metazoa, Arthropoda, Insecta, Coleoptera, Nitidulidae. Bases 81 to 587 code for a protein of 168 amino acids. Gene Ontology annotation, molecular function: glutathione peroxidase activity. Gene Ontology annotation, biological process: response to oxidative stress.
GUAACGAACAAAAACACAAAUCAAGAUCAAACAAUUGCAAAAGUUACAUUGAUUUAUAGCUCCAUUGGACAGUCAUAGAAAUGUCGAACCCUGAAAAUUACAAGGAUGCAAAAUCGAUUUACGAGUUCACCGCCAAGGACAUCAAGGGCAAAGAAGUGUCUUUGGAGAAAUACAGGGAUCACGUAUGCAUCAUCGUCAACGUGGCAUCCGAGUGUGGAUUCACCAAGAACAAUUAUACGGAGUUGGUGGAGCUGUACGACCAAUAUUCGGAGAGCAAGGGGCUGAGGAUUUUGGCAUUCCCUUGUAACCAGUUCGCCGGCCAGGAGCCCGGCACCAGCGAGGAGAUUUGCACCUUCAUCCAAGGGUACAAAGUGAAGUUUGAUGUUUUCGAGAAGAUCAACGUCAACGGUUCGGACACUCAUCCGUUGUAUAAAUAUUUGAAGUACAAACAAGGUGGGGUGCUUGGCGACUUCAUUAAAUGGAACUUCACCAAGUUUAUCGUCGACAAGAAUGGACAACCGGUGGAGAGGUUCUCCCCUAACACAGAUCCAAAAGAUCUCGUGGAGACUUUGGAGAAGUAUUGGUAAACGAAAAUUAUUGCUCACGUGUAGUAUACCUAUGUAAUAAAGAUUUGUGAAUCA